AUGGGAGGCGCCCGGCAGAGACCCGGGGUGGGGAGGGGAAAGGGGAGAGGAAGGAGCCGGUCGAGGGUGGGCCCAGAGGCCCGGGUCGGCACCUCCCUGGCGAGCCUUACGGAACCAGCCAGGCGGCACCGCGGUCCUGCCUUUCGGUCCAGGUUCACGGCGUCAGCAGCCCAACGCCACCCUCCGCUAACGCCCGAGCCCGGUCCCCACCCCCACCCCCGCUCCGCGAACGCGCCAAGGGAAGGGCCGGCCCCGCGGACCAACCGCGGCGAUAGCAGCGCGACCCCGCGCCCCACGCCGCCUGGAGGCCCGCGGGGCUCCCGCCCAGCCUUACCCCGCCUGCGACCGCCUGGCUCCCCGCGCUGCUCCGCGGCCGCCGACGCGCGGGACGUCACACGCCGCGGCGGGGGGAUGGGGAGCGUGCCCCACCCCCACCGCCACCCUCGCCGGACCCUUCCUGAGCUCCGGCCUCCGGUGCGGGGCCCGGCUGACACGCCAGGCGGACUGAUGCUGAAGCUGAAACUCCAAUAUUUUGCUACCUGAUGUGAAGAACUGACUCACUG
Messenger RNA from Bubalus bubalis (water buffalo), 563 nucleotides. RefSeq names its product proline-rich protein 2-like. The record is from RefSeq and is a predicted model, not a curated record. Bases 1 to 543 code for a protein of 180 amino acids. Lineage: Eukaryota; Metazoa; Chordata; Mammalia; Artiodactyla; Bovidae. The transcript has 2 exons.